AUGAUUCAACUUACCAAGGAUGGAAGGAAAUUCCUAAAAGAUUGCCCUAACUUUCUUGGAGUCGAAACAGGAAAUCUAGGAAAAUGCUUCAGGAAAUAAAAAAUGGAAGCCAGCUUGAAAGCUUCAAUUCCAUAUUUGAGUCAUCUCUUUGAAUAUACAAAAUAAUCCUCAGAGGUUCCAUCUCCAUGACUCACGACCAGGAUAGUCAACUGCUUAUUAAUUCUUUAUUCACUUUUGUAUUUCAGCUUUGAAUAUUCUUCAUUUUUCUAAUGUGUUCUUCCUUUACUCCAAUGACUUUCCCUUUUGUCUUGCGUUUCAUAAACCAAGUACACUAUUGCCUUGAGACAUUUUGAUUGAGCUUUGUACAGAAAUUGAGGUUGGAUUUCAAAAUGGGUAACCUGAGAUUCAUGUUGAUGGCUACGAAAACAAGAAAAGUUGGUUAAAUUUUAAGUUUGGUCCAUGAACGGCUAGGUUUAUGUCUAUCUGGUCYCGUAUUUUAAAAUCUUUUUCCCUAAAYUUUUGAUUUUGUGUCUAAUAGGCUUCUAUUAUUAACUCUAUCAGGCUUAACGCUUUUAUGGCAAUCUAACAUAUAUUUAAGRAUUGAGUGGUAGGCUGAUUUCGAGUCGGUGAUGUAGUCCUUAAACUGAUGCAGGAGUUAACGCAAGGAUCUAUUAGACACAAAUUAAAAGAUCCUAUUAAAAACCUUUUAAAGUACAAAGAUUGUGUAGAUUAUUCGAAACUUUAAAGUUUAUGGACUAGAUAGACACAAUCGUAAUAGUUUAGGGCCAGAAAGUUUUUAAAGAAAGUUUGAGCAAAGGCGAAAAUGUUGGGAUUUAAACCUAUUUGCUUCCAUGUAUUUCUCAGUAAUUCAUGUUCAUUGAGUUGUUUAAGGAGGUUGGAAAGAGAUGGAUUGUACAAAUAGGAAAUGGGUGUCUCUGAUAUAUGUUUGUAUUGAUAAAGGAUUUGGAAAUUUCUGGUAUACUUUUGAGCUUCACCAUGCAUUGGAGGGGGCCCAUGGCCAUAUUAUUACAGUCUGAACACUUGUAAUGACAAUCUCAAACUGCUAUUAAAUAAUCUCUGUCUUCCAUGGUGGUUAGAAUUUAAUGUUGAUUGUCAAGAUUUGAACUCAUUAUUCUAGGCAGAGUCAAAACUCUCAGAGGGAAUGGUCCAUGCUACCAACUUGAAAUCUUAUAAUUUCCUUGUCAUUUGGAUUCUAUUAUAAGAGUGGAAUUUUCCUUAGUUGGCAAGAAAAAUAUAAAGAAAAGGAUAGGGGUUUCAUACUGCAUAUAUAUUGGACAGGAGAGAGCAGAGCCUUUAGCUUAUACCUCUCAUGAAAAAUGGGAAAGUUUCUCUUUCUGUUUUCCUUUUUGUUGUUUUCGCUGAUAGUUUCUGGAAAGCAUGAAACUGAAAGAAACACGAACUCAACGAUGGAGGAUAGUGGAAAGGGCAGAAUAGGGGCCAUUGUAGACAAGGGUUCCAGGAUUGGUAAGGAAGAGAUUUUAGCUAUGCAGAUGGCUUUAGAAGAUUUUAACUCCUUCAGCAAUCAAAAUUUCAGUCUUGUCACCAGAGACUCCAAAAGUGAUCCCAGCCUGGCAGCUCUUGCAGCUAAAGAUCUGAUCAGUAUGCAACAAGUUCAGGUUCUUAUAGGACCGGAAACCUGGGAAGCAGCAUCCAUAGUUGCCGAGGUUGGAAGUGAGAAUCAGAUUCCAGUUCUGACAUUAGCUAAUGAAAUACCAAAGUGGGCAAAUGAGAGGUUCAAAUUUUUGGUCCAGGCUUCUCCCUCCGAGUUAAAUCAAAUGAGCGCUAUAGCUGCUAUUAUUGGUUCGUGGGAUUGGCAUCUAGUCAAUGUCAUAUAUGAAGAUAGAGAUUUAUCGACCACCGGAAUAUUUCCUCACCUUGUGCAUUCCCUCAAAGAUGUAGGAGCUGAAGUAAGUGAAUUUGUUGGCCUCUCACAGUUUGAUUUUGAUUUAUUUUCCAAAGAACUAGAGAGGCUAAGAAGAGGGUCAAGCAGAAUUUUCGUAGUUCAUAUGUCGUCCAAUUUGUCACUGCAUCUGUUUGAGAUAGCAAAAGAGUUGGGAAUGAUGGGAAAAGAGUAUGUUUGGAUCACUACUGAUUCUUUCACAAGCCUUGCACAUUCUUUCAAUGUUUCUAUCAACUCUUUACUUCAAGGAGUUGUUGGAGUCAAGAGCUACUUCCCAGAAAUCAAUCCUCAAUUUCAUGAUUUUUAUCUUCGGUUCAGUAGAAGGUUUAGAUUAGAGUAUCCUGAUGAGGACAAUCACGAGCCUGGUAGUUUUGCAGUCCAUGCUUAUGAUGCUGCAAGAGUGGCAGCUAUGGCAAUGAGUGAAGUCCAAGAAAAGGGUCAUCACGUGUUGGAAAAGAUCAAGCUCACUGAUUUUCAAGGACUUGGUGGAAAGAUUCAGUUUAAGGACAGAAAAUUAGCCCCAGCGGAUACUUUUCAGAUUAUCGAUGUGAUGGGGAGGAGUUAUAGGGAACUAGGCUUCUGGUCUGAUAAAAUAGGCUUCUCACAAGAGUUGGGGGAACUUUCGUCUUCUAGCUUGUCGAUGAAGGAUCUCGGCCAAGUGUUUUGGCCAGGUGGAUCCUCAGAUACUCCGAAGGGAUGGACCAUACCAACAGAUGGCAACACAUUGAGGAUUGGCGUGCCAACUAGUUCCAUGUUCAAACAGUAUGUUCAUGUGGAAAAAGAUCACACAGGAAACAAUUUAUCCUUCAAUGGACUUGCAAUUGAUCUGUUUAAAGCAACCUUAGACAACCUGCGCUUCCCUCUGCUGUACCAGUUCUAUCCUUUCGAUGGACCGUAUGAUGAUUUAGUGGAGCAAAUCUACUUGAAGAAAUUAGAUGCAGCCGUAGGCGAUAUAGCAAUAAUAUCACGACGCUAUGAACAUGCGGAAUUUACACAGCCCUACUCUGAAUCAGGACUUGUGAUGAUAGUUCCUGCCACGAAAGACACAAGUAAUAGAGCAUUGUUGUUCACAAAGCCCUUUACGGUGACCAUGUGGAUUGUAAUUGCUGUGGUAAACGUCUACAAUGGAUUUGUUGUAUGGCUCAUAGAACGGAAUCACUAUCCCGGACAUGACGGUUCAAUGUUUAAUGUAGCUGGAACCUUGAUUUGCUCAUCCUUCACCACUCUCUUCUCCUUACAUGGUAGUAUGUUGCACAGUAACUUGUCGCGGGUGACCAUGGUGGUUUGGCUAUUUGUGGCACUUGUGAUAACUCAGAUAUACACAGCCAAUCUUACCAGCAUGCUCACUAUUCAAAAGCUCGAACCGACUGUAACAAAUAUCGAAACUCUCCAAAGAGCGAAUGCUUUAGUUGGAUAUGGCAGAGGGUCCUUUGUUGCAAGAUAUUUGAAGGAAGUUCUACACUUUCGCCCUGAAAACAUUAAAAACUACUCGACACCUGAUGAUUAUGCUGAAGCUCUCAGAAACCAGGAGAUAGCAGCUGCUUUUCUUGAAGUGCCUUUUGUAAAAAUAUUCCUGGCAAGAUUUUGCAAUGAAUUUAUGGUUUCCGGGCCAACCUMCAAARUCGGAGGAUUUGGAUUUGCAUUCCCGAGAGGCUCUCCGCUGUUAACCGAUGUUAACGAAGCGCUGCUUAAGGUAUCUGAAACUGGGAAGUUUAGAGAUUUGGAGGAUAGCAUGAUUGCUAAUGAGAAAUGUGAGAGUGUGGAAGCAAAAGAUGAAAGUCCAAGCCUCAGCCCCAACAGCUUCUUCAUACUAUUUGUACUAAGUGGAGGAGUAUCAACAAUAGCCCUCACUUUGUACAUCUUUAAUGCUCAUAACUCAAGUAGUCUUCAACACAACACCAUCUGGAGAUUAAUGAUAGCUGUAAUGAAACACUGGGGAAAGCACAGGAGGCGAUUUUCUCGGCAGGUAAGCGAAGAGCCACAAACUGUCUCGAAUAACUUCUCGCACGCGACAAACUUGCAGAUUCUAGUCUAGAAAACUCUACUGAAUUUUCCAUGCCAUUGGCCUAUGAGAUGGAGAAGAAAGUGGUUUGCAGUAGUUUAUAGUGUUAGAAGAAGACUAAAAAGAUGAGGUAGCUCYACUUGAUUCAUUUGCAUUUACAAAGCAACAUAGGACYUGAAAGUUUUAGACAGGAAUAAAUGUAUAAAUUAAAUGUUUUUUUGUUUUUUAACCACAGAACAUAAAUAACAUGUCUUU
Molecule: messenger RNA, 4178 nt
Organism: Momordica charantia (bitter melon)
Lineage: Eukaryota; Viridiplantae; Streptophyta; Magnoliopsida; Cucurbitales; Cucurbitaceae
Product: glutamate receptor 2.8
Cellular component (GO): membrane
Molecular function (GO): ligand-gated monoatomic ion channel activity
Source: RefSeq, a predicted model, not a curated record